CAGCAACACGGUCUCCUCAUCCUCUUCGCAGCAGCCAGCAAAAUGGUCUCGCUACCUCCUCACGGCCGCCACGACGUACUGUGCCGCUUGGGGACUCUACUACCUCGCUCAGGACUCCCUCAGACGCAGUACAGUUAGGAGGAGGCGAAAGCGUCAUCAUCGCAAAAUCAAGGGGGCGAGCGGCGUUGAUGAGCCUCGAGGCGACGGCGAGUCGUCCAUGGCCGUCACACAGCAGUCGCUCAGCAGCGAGGAGUGCGCCGCUAUCGAGGAGCGCUUUGCCUCUACCUCCAUCUUGGGGCGCUACGUCAACCCUUUCCCUGAAUGGAGGGAGCAAGGCGUAUGGGAAUUCAUCGUCUGGAAGGGCCUAUACUUCGCCACGCAUUUCAGGUUUAAUGCUGAUGGAGGGAUCAAGAAGAGCUCGCAAGAGAGAAUCAUGAGUAGAUUGCAGACGACGCAGCCGAACUGGGCGAAGCAUAGGGGGCCGAAUACCAAGAAGAGGGGAGUGAACAAGGGCAACAAGGGAGCAGCCGCUGGCUCGGGUUCUGAGCCUGACAGCUGGGAUGAGUUGAGCGAGAGCGAGCUGCGAGCCUCCAAGGCUGGGCCACAGCGCUCCCUUAAGCCUUCACAGUCGGAUCUGGCGUACACCUGGAUCGGCCAAUCGACCUUCCUCCUCACCCUCUCCUCUCACCUCACAAUCCUAACAGACCCAGUCUUCGGCGUCCAACCCAUCCCCUCGCUCUUCUCCCCCACUCGCCUCAAUACAACCCUCCCUGCGACACUGGAGGACAUCCUGUCCCACACGCACAUUGACGUCGUAGUAGUGAGUCACAAUCACUUCGACCAUUUCGACGCGAGGGUGGUGCCGUUGUUGGGCGAGGACACCAAGUGGGUCGUGCCGAAGGGGAUGGGCAGGCUGUUGCUGGCAUGCGCGGCCAAGGCACCAAGGGAGAACAUCUUUGAGCUGGAUUGGUGGCAAGAGGUGAAGAUCCCCACGGGCGGCGAUGGCGAGGACAAGAAGAGUGACGUCGUCCUUCAGGCACGAGCCCUCCCCGCCAUGCAUUGGACGGCUCGCACUGGCCUGGACACCAACCAAUCACUCUGGUGCUCCUACUCACUGGAAUUGCGCAGCGCCACCACCUCUUUGUCACCCCACCUCUUCUUCUCUGGCGAUACCGGCUACUCGCCUUCACUGUACCGCAGCAUCGGCGCCCAUUCCGGGCCCUUCGACGUGGCCUUCCUCCCUAUUGGCUCCUACUCCCCUCGUUGGCAUAUGCGACCCCAGCAUGUCAGCCCUGAGGACUCGGUAGAGAUUGCCAAGGAUAUCAGGGCGAAGAAGGCUGUCGGGAUGCACUGGGGGACGUGGAUCAUGAGUGAUGAGCAGUGGGAGGAGCCGGUGCAGAGAUUGGAGGGGCUGGUCAAGGGGAGCCAGUGGUUUGAGACUACUGGGUUGGGAGAGACGAGAGUUUGGCGGGCGCAGUGA
Messenger RNA from Jaminaea rosea, 1480 nucleotides. RefSeq names its product Metallo-hydrolase/oxidoreductase. Bases 218 to 1480 code for a protein of 420 amino acids. Gene Ontology annotation, biological process: N-acylphosphatidylethanolamine metabolic process; N-acylethanolamine metabolic process. Gene Ontology annotation, molecular function: N-acylphosphatidylethanolamine-specific phospholipase D activity; zinc ion binding. NCBI's taxonomy places the organism in Eukaryota, Fungi, Basidiomycota, Exobasidiomycetes, Microstromatales. The transcript is spliced from 2 exons. The record is from RefSeq and is a predicted model, not a curated record. Gene Ontology annotation, cellular component: cytoplasm; membrane-bounded organelle.